Messenger RNA from Xylona heveae TC161, 1640 nucleotides. RefSeq names its product PALP-domain-containing protein. NCBI's taxonomy places the organism in Eukaryota, Fungi, Ascomycota, Xylonomycetes, Xylonales, Xylonaceae. The record is from RefSeq and is a predicted model, not a curated record. Gene Ontology annotation, cellular component: cytoplasm. The coding region runs from base 254 to 1543 and encodes 429 amino acids. Gene Ontology annotation, molecular function: cysteine synthase activity. The transcript is spliced from 5 exons.
UCACAAUUGGCGAGUCCAUGAGGCUGGAGUCGUGGAGUGGAAUGCGGAGAUGAAUCUCGGAGGUGGGAAGGUGGUGGGUUGUUUUGGGGUUGCUGCUGGGAGGAAGCGACGGAGUGUUGUUCGUGCGCUGAGUCCUCGGUCGAGCUGGCGUCGUCAUGCCAUAAACCUCACAAAGCUCCGCGCACCAGCUUUUGAAGCCUCAUGAAACAGGCUAACAUGCCUUGAUUCGGUAAUUGAAGCUCCUAAAUUUGCAAUGGGGGACAAUAAUCGUAUUUAUGCUGUCGCGGCCUUCGCCGCUGGCGUCAUACUCACCCUCGGCUUCAAGGGCUUUUAUCCGGAUAUUGAACGACGAUUCCUAUGGCGGAGAGGAAGCAAUGCGCGGGCAGCAGCGCGCUCUACGACUGACCGCCAGGUGCAAUUGGAAGACCACACGCUUCAGGCUCGUGGAGACAACGGGCCGCAUAUACCAGAAGGCAUUGAGGCCUGCAUUGGCAACACGCCUUUAUUCAAGAUUAAAUCACUUUCAGAAGCAACUGGAUGCGAGAUAUUGGCAAAAGCAGAAUUUCUUAAUGGCGCUGGCGGCAGCCCGAAAGACCGGGUUGCAUUGAGUAUGAUACAAUUGGCUGAGGAGGAAGGCCUCUUGACACCGCAUGCCGGUGAUGUAGUCUACGAAGGCACCGUUGGUUCGACGGGCAUAUCUUUGGCGACUCUGUGCAGAGCCCGAGGAUAUUUAGCACAUAUCUGUAUGCCGAACGAUCAAGCAACAGAAAAAUCUGACCUGCUGCUUAAACUCGGUGCAGAAGUUGAGCGACUCCGCCCUGCCCCUAUUGUCGAUCAGAACCAAUUCGUGAACAAGGCUCGAGCCCGAGCGGAAGAGCAUACUGCAGAUUCCAGUCGACCAGGUCGAGGUUUCUUUGCAGACCAGUUUGAGAAUGGCGCGAAUUGGAGAGCUCAUUUCACCGGUACUGGACCAGAAAUUUAUCGGCAAACUGGAGGAAGAGUAGAUGCAUUUGUAGCCGGGGCGGGCACCGGAGGCACAAUAUCUGGCGUUGCGUUAUAUCUCAAGCCGCGGCUACCAGACAUGAAGGUGGUUCUCGCCGAUCCUCAGGGAAGUGGGCUUUUCAAUCGCGUCAAGUACGGAGUCAUGUUUGAUCCGAAGGAGAGAGAAGGCACAAGGAGGAGACACCAGGUUGACACCAUUGUGGAGGGUAUUGGUAUCAAUCGAGUAACGCAAAACUUUGAGGCUGGCAGAGAUUUAGUCGAUGACGCUGUUAGGGUGAAUGACGAGCAAGCCAAGGCUAUGGCGCGAUGGCUUGUCGAGAAGGAUGGUAUAUUUGUAGGAAGCAGCAGCUCCGUCAACUGCGUGGCAGCGGUGAGAACAGCGCUUGAACUUGGACCCGGCCAUCGGGUCGUGACUAUCCUGUGUGACUCAGGUGCCAGACAUCUUUCGAAGUUCUGGGCAAAAGCAGGUUCUAUAGGUGGAAAGGCCAAUACCAAGCUUGAAGAUGUGCUCAAUGUUGGGCCCACAGAAGAUACUAUCUAAUUAAAAGGUCAUAUAUACUCUAGCUUCACACCAAAGCUCAGUUUUUCUUUCAACCGUAAUCAGUAUCAGUUGGCGGUGCGGAGAAUUGAACCCAGCU